AUCUGGAAUAAUACAGAGAUAAAAAAAAGUCUAAAAGAAAUUAAAUUAGUCAAAUAAUUCACCUUCUGAUGAAAAUAAAACAAAUUAUAUGUACAGAAAUAUUUCUGAUUUGAGCUGUUUGAUGUAUCUGUAAAAACAAAUACAUUAGGGGAAUACCUUCCCUUCAGUGAUUUUUCCGGAAAAACUGACUUAUAAAUUGACGAAGAUACUCUAAGUCUCGUCAUCUGGGGGGAAAAAAUCAGCAGCGGCUUAAAACUAUUAAGGGCUUCUGAAAUCUUCUCGAAGAAGCCAACUUGAUUCACUAAACUUUAUUUAAUUCUCCUCACGAUGUGGAUGAAUCUUUGCUUAUUCCUUUCUAAAUGCUUCGCCGUUUCCAUUUUAUAAGCAUCAAGGACAUCUCCGUCAUAAGUUCGCAGGACAACCUGUGAUAUGCCGACAUCAUCAGUGCUAUCAGCCGGUAACGACCGGCACCAAAUGAACAUAUUUCUUUCGAUGGGAUCGCUUUCGUUCCUGCUGCUGCUCGUGGUGAUAUCAGGUGUUUCUUCAGAUCCCACUUUUGUAGAAAUGAUUCCAAAUGUGACAGUUCCAAUCGGUAGAGACGCAGUUUUACAGUGCACCGUACAAGAUAUAGAAAAUUACAAGGUGGCUUGGAUAAAGAUGGACACUCAGACACUUCUCACCAUUCACAAGCACGUCAUCACGCGUGACAAAAGAAUACGCGUCACGAACAACAACCUGCAAUGGAACCUGCACAUCAGUAAAGUCGAGGAGAAAGACAAAGGCUACUACAUGUGUCAAAUAAACACAGAACCGAUGGUCAGUCAGCUGGGAUACCUGGACGUUAUGGUCCCUCCAACUAUCAUCGAGUCCAGCACCAGUUCGGACACGGUGAUCGAGGAACGUUCCAAAGUAAGUCUCCGGUGCGAGGCUUCCGGCUAUCCUGAACCCAUUAUCACUUGGAGAAGGGAAGACGGAAAGGACAUCAACCUCGGAUCCUACGGGGGAAGGAAAUAUUCAGCCCUGCGAGUGGAAGGCGAGUACCUGAACAUCAGUCAGGUCUCCCGGGAAGACAUGGGGGCCUACCUCUGCAUAGCGGCUAAUGGAGUCCUGCCAUCAGUCAGCAAAAGGAUAAUACUUCAAGUCAAUUUUCGGCCGAAGAUAAGGGUACCUAAUCAACUGGUGGGUGCAGCGUCCGGAUCUGACGUCACUCUGGAAUGCAGGCUCGAAGCCUCCCCUUCGCCACUCACGUCAUGGAUACGCAGUGACGGGAUCAUGUUGCUCAACAAUCGCAAGUAUGAUAUUACAGAGGAGAAAAACGGCUACAAGAUUAACAUGAAAAUCAAGAUUUACAAACUGACGGAAAGUGACUUCGGCUCAUACAAGUGCGUAGCCAAGAAUACGUUGGGAGAGAAAGAAGGAUUUAUCCGCUUGUAUGAAAUUCCGCCACCUACUGCAAAUCCAAAAGUCACUCAGCAUUACGAAGUUUAUUUACCUAGGCUGAGAGAACAUCUGCACAGCAACAGCUCUGUACAGAGAAAAAAUUCUCCGGCCUCUAAUACUUUAAUGGACGAAUCCCAGGAAUUCCUCUCAGAUAAAACACUUCGGCCGGCUUCGUCUGAAUCUGGUGCUGAGGAUGAAACAAUGCCAAGUAGGCCGUUACAGGGAAGUCCAAAUAGUGGAGGAUUUCAUGCAACAUCGUUCAGUUUGUCCAUAUCCUGUAUAUUGGUUUUAAUGGAACUGAUGAUGCAGCUAUAAUUUUGAACAAAGUUUGGAUAAUAUUUUUUUGCAUUUGGGUUGAUCUCAAGAUUUACGAUAUUGUUGAUAAAGGACAACAGACAUUUUUGAGUGGAACAUAUCCAUACAUCUUCCUCAACACUCGAAUUCAAUGUUUCGUUAUUUCAGAGUUUACGUUCUAUCAGCUCGGAAAGAACUAAUCUAUUAUUUGAGAUGCAUUAACUACGUUACAGAGUGCUAAUGUACAUUUCUCCAUGUAUUCAAAGUAAUACAUUCUUGAAACAAUGUAUCUUGUCUGCUGACUUCCAUUUCACUGAUACAUAAGAAAGGACUGGAUUAAAGACAGAUAAUUUAUGUAUUAUGUGUUAAAAAGCUAUGAACGUCAAGUUAUUAACUCAAAUUAUUUCAUUUAAAAAUGCACUUAUUAACUUCGACAGUAUCAGAAGAAAGGAAACAUUUACAUAUUUUUUUUUCCCCAAAAAUGGAUAAAUUCAUUUAAAGUUACUUUUGUUCAUAUCGUUACUGAUGUGAUACCCCUGUUAUCAUAAAAUAUCCAAUAUUUGAUAUUUACAUAAAGUUUAUUGUAAAGUUUACUUGAGAGAAGUGUAUUAUAUAGUGACUUCAUGAAAAAGGUUUAAUGUCUACAAUGGACAUUAUUUUAAUGAAUUUUCUAACCAAUAUGAACUACUAGAAGUAGAGAAAUUAAGGAAAAAAAUGCUUGGAAUUCAGUUUAAAUGUAAAUAAUAAAUUAAAGCAAUUAAAAAAGAUUUUCAGGGUUAUUUUCGAAUAUUCGAUUGAAGUCAUUCACAAUAUUGUAAAGUAUUUGGAAUAAUUGAAAAACAUUGUAGCGAUACAUCAUUUUUUUUUUGAUGAGCAUGAGUUUUCUAUAAUAAUUAAU
This is a messenger RNA of Argiope bruennichi, 2632 nucleotides long. RefSeq names its product lachesin-like. Lineage: Eukaryota; Metazoa; Arthropoda; Arachnida; Araneae; Araneidae. The record is from RefSeq and is a predicted model, not a curated record. The coding region runs from base 430 to 1755 and encodes 441 amino acids. Gene Ontology annotation, cellular component: neuron projection. The transcript has 10 exons.